This is a messenger RNA of Aethina tumida (small hive beetle), 1958 nucleotides long. RefSeq names its product T-complex protein 1 subunit theta (gene CCT8). Gene Ontology annotation, cellular component: chaperonin-containing T-complex. The coding region runs from base 101 to 1735 and encodes 544 amino acids. Gene Ontology annotation, biological process: protein folding. The transcript is spliced from 5 exons. Lineage: Eukaryota; Metazoa; Arthropoda; Insecta; Coleoptera; Nitidulidae. The record is from RefSeq and is a predicted model, not a curated record. Gene Ontology annotation, molecular function: ATP hydrolysis activity; ATP binding; ATP-dependent protein folding chaperone.
CUCACAUGCAGUCAUUCAUUUGUCUAUUCUAGAAUAGUGUCAACAUUUGUGCUUAAAAAAUCAAUUUUUGAGUGAAGUAAACAGCAAUUCCAUCAGAAAAAUGGCUCUCCACGUCCCUAAAGCACCAGGCUUCUCGCAAAUGUUAAAAGAUGGUGCAAGGCACUAUUCCGGAUUAGAAGAGGCUGUGAUUAGAAACAUCAACGCCUGCAAAGAGUUUGCACAGUCUGUCAAGUCUGCUUAUGGUCCAAAUGGCAUGAACAAAAUGAUCAUAAAUCAUAUUGAAAAGCAAUUUGUAACCAGUGAUGCUGCCACAAUCAUCAGGGAACUGGAUGUUGAACAUCCUGCUGCCAAACUCAUGAUCUUGGCAAGUCAGAUGCAAGAUGCUGAAGUUGGAGAUGGAACCAACUUUGUCAUUGUAUUGGCUGGUGCUUUGUUAGAAUGCUCUGAGGAACUAAUUAGGUUGGGUGUAACACCCACUGAAAUCGCCGAAGGUUAUGAAAAGGCCCUUGAAAAGUGCCUGGAAAUCCUUCCAUCUUUGGUGGUUACUGAAGUAAAAGACUAUAGAAACAUCCCAGAUGUAGUAAAAGGAAUCCGCACAUCCAUCCAAUCGAAACAAUAUGGCAAUGAGGAUUUCUUGUCUGAACUUGUUGCCAAAGCCUGUGUUUCAAUCCUACCUGAACAAACUACAUUCAAUGUAGACAAUGUUAGGGUGUCAAAGAUUUUGGGUUCUGGCUUGUAUGCCUCUUCUGUAGUGCAAGGUAUGGUGUUCAAACGUCAUGUUGAAGGUGAAGUUACAAAUGCCACCAAAGCCAAAGUUGCUAUCUACAGCUGUGCUGUUGAUAUUAUGCAAACAGAGACCAAAGGCACAGUUUUGAUUAAAACUGCUGAUGAACUUGUCAACUUCAGCAGGGGAGAGGAGAAUCUCCUAGAAUUGCAGAUAAAAGCAAUCGCUGAAACCGGCGCCAAAGUUAUUGUUGCUGGGGCCAAGUUUGGAGACAUGGCUCUUCACUACAUCAACAAAUACAACCUUAUGGCUGUUAGGUUGAACUCCAAAUUUGAUUUAAGAAGACUGGCCAAAACUGUUAGUGCAACAGUUCUUCCAAGGUUGACUCCGCCCACACCUCAAGAAUUGGGCUACUGCGACAUCGUAACUGUUGAAGAAUUGGGCGACACUCCCAUUGUAGUUUUCAAAUUGGAGAGCAAGGAAUCGCGUAUUUCCACCAUUGUAGUUCGUGGCGCUACUGAUAACUACAUGGAUGACAUUGAGAGAGCCAUUGACGAUGGCGUCAACACAUUUAAAUGUUUAUCCAGAGAUGGAAGGUGCGUCCCAGGAGCUGGAGCUACAGAAGCUGAACUGGCAGUGCAGCUCACCAAAUAUGCAGACACUCUGCCUGGUUUGGAACAGUAUGCUGUUAGGAAGUUUGCUACGGCCCUCGAAGGUUUCCCCAAAUCUCUCGCCGACAACAGCGGACACCGAUCCACGGAACUGUUGGCCAAAGUACUUCAGGCACAUCAGGACGGUGAUAAGACAGUGGGUGUCGACAUUGAAAAGCCAAACGAGAUUUGCAACGCGGUAGAAAAGGGUAUUUUGGACUUGUACAACUGCAAAUACUGGGGCUUGAAGUACGCAGUUGGGGCGGCCGCCACUAUUUUGAGAGUGGAUCAAAUCAUCAUGGCCAAGCGGGCAGGUGGUCCCAAGCCGCGUAAUCCUGCGCAGAGUGAUGACGAAUCUUGAUUUAUUUAUAUGCUUUACCAUUUUUUUAAAUUACUAAAAUUUUAUAACCGUUCACUUUAUUUAUAUUGGUGCAAAAUUACGGCAAUUCUUCGAAUGUUAAUGUAGUUGUUGAUAAAGUUUUGAAUCAGUCAAAAUAUGAUCAUUUAACUGGAGAAUUGAGUAAUCAUCACAGUAUUUCAUUGUAUCAUCUUUACAAUUUACUUAAUAAAUAACAUUAACAAUA